Messenger RNA from Phaedon cochleariae (mustard beetle), 816 nucleotides. Lineage: Eukaryota; Metazoa; Arthropoda; Insecta; Coleoptera; Chrysomelidae. The record is from the annotation of a GenBank genome assembly.
AUGAGUUUUCUAAGUCCGGAUCUGGAAUUUUUUAUUCAUAGUACGUCAUCUUGUGAUGUGUCAGUAGAGGCUUUAAUGAGAGAUCGUAGUAGGGCUUUACAGUCUAUUGCAAUUCUUCGUCUUUCAGUAUCAGACAAGGUCGCUGCAAUCCAAAUCAACUACAUUAAAGUCCCCGUAGCAGUCAAAAACGAUUCCAAUCGUCCCGUAAUCAUGGACUGCAACUACUCGCUGCGUCCAGAUGACUCGGACCUGGUGGUCAAAUGGUACCUGAACGACGUUCUGGUCUACCAGUGGAUCCCUCCUCAGCAACCACAGAGUUUCGGACCGCUCAAGGACCGGCUCGAUCUGACGUACAGGGCGACGGACGAUCCGAAGAGCGUAUACAGGGCGAUGAAGAUCGUCAAUCCCACCGAUGAAGUCGCCGGAGAGUACAAGUGUUUCGUAUCGACUUUCACAGACGAGGAUUUUUCCGUCAGGCAUAUGAAAGUUUUCGUUCCAGAAAAGUCUUUCGAUAUUUUCAAAAGUUCAUUCGACGAACAAUUCACCAACUUCACUUGUUUGGCUUCUGAAGUAUACCCAGCUCCGAAACUUCUGAUGUACAAAACUUAUAAGGACGAAUUCAACAAGGUACGGUUUCCCACUAUUCAUCGGGAGCUCACUAAGCAUAACACACGGCUAUUUUCUUCCUACGUCAUAGCUACGGCACCAACUAAGACACUGAAUCCGGGGACCUUGAUACUUUGUGAGGUCAGGAUACCUGGUACGGGUUACGUGAGGAUCAAGAGUCUACUGUAUUAUCCAGAAGGUAAUAUAUGA